Vicia villosa (hairy vetch) is the source of this 507-nucleotide messenger RNA. RefSeq lists its product as uncharacterized. The transcript is spliced from 3 exons. The record is from RefSeq and is a predicted model, not a curated record. Gene Ontology annotation, molecular function: nucleic acid binding; RNA-DNA hybrid ribonuclease activity. Lineage: Eukaryota; Viridiplantae; Streptophyta; Magnoliopsida; Fabales; Fabaceae. Bases 1 to 507 code for a protein of 168 amino acids.
AUGAAGAGUCAUAAAGCCAAAGUUUAUACAACUUACAUUGUUCGAAAAAAAGAUGAAGACACUUCCUUCUCCCGCUCAAGCUCAGAUGAAGAUGAAAUAGAAAAUCUAUGCUUAAUGGCGUGUCACAAGAAAAAAGACACGAAGGCUUUAGUUUGGAGUGCUCCAUCUGUGGGCUGGCUUAAAUGUAAUGUGGAUGCGGCUUUUAAUAACAAUAACGACACUACUAACAGGGAGUGGUGUGUGCGUAACCACCUUGGAAACUUUAUCUAUGCAGGUACUUCAUUGGAUCCCAGAACUCUUCCCGUCUUUGAAGCUGAAGCUUUGGCUCUUAAAGAGGCUAUUCUUGGAGCUAUUUCCUCGCAUUUGGAGUUUGUAACCUUCGAGAAUGAUUCCCAAAUAGUGACACAAGCUAUCCAAUCCAAUAGGAAGGGUGAUUCCGAGUUUUAUCUUAUUAUUGAGUCCAUUCGUAGUUUAUUGCUUUCCUUUCCAAACUUUGAGAAAAUCUAA